AAACAUAUUAUUGAUAGUCUAGUUGUAUUUGUCGUACUUGUAACUUGCAAUAAAGGGCAUCCAAAACCCAAUCAUUUUUUUAACCAAACAUUUCCACUUUGGAAUUUGGAAACCAUAAUAAAGAUCCUAUAUGCUGUGCACGCAAACAACUAGUACAAUUACAACAUCAAACAUAGAAGAAGAAGAAAAAAACCUUCAAUCAACAGCUAUAAGAAUUGCUAGCUAUCAUCAAUAUAAACUUCACAAGCUUAGCCAUGGAAAAGUAUGAGAUAAUUAAAGAUAUUGGAUCAGGAAACUUUGGUGUUGCAAAACUUGUAAGAGAAAAAUGGAGUGGAGAGUUAUAUGCUGUUAAGUUCAUUGAAAGAGGCUUCAAGAUUGAUGAACACGUGCAAAGGGAGAUUAUAAAUCACAGGUCCUUGAAACAUCCCAAUAUUGUUAGGUUCAAAGAGGUGUUGCUCACUCCAACUCAUUUAGCAAUAGUGAUGGAAUAUGCUGCUGGUGGAGAACUGUUUGAAAGAAUAUGUAGUGCUGGUAGAUUCAGUGAAGACGAGGCAAGAUAUUUCUUCCAGCAGUUGAUUUCUGGAGUUAGCUAUUGCCAUUCAAUGGAAAUUUGCCAUAGAGAUCUUAAGCUCGAAAACACACUUCUAGAUGGAAGCUCGGCACCACGGCUAAAAAUAUGCGACUUUGGUUACUCAAAGUCAUCUGUUCUGCACUCCCAACCAAAAUCAACGGUCGGAACCCCGGCUUAUAUUGCACCAGAGGUCUUAUCAAGAAGAGAAUAUGAUGGAAAGAUUGCAGAUGUUUGGUCUUGUGGGGUGACUUUGUAUGUGAUGCUUGUUGGUGCUUAUCCUUUUGAAGAUCCAGAAGACCCAAGAAACUUCAGAAAAACACUUCAGCGAAUUCUCAGUGUCCACUAUUCUAUUCCUGACUAUGUCCGCAUCAGUCAAGAAUGCAGACAUCUUUUAUCAAGAAUAUUUGUAGCCAACCCAGAGAAGAGAAUUACCAUACCAGAGAUAAAAAUGCACCCAUGGUUCCUAAAAAACUUGCCACUAGAAUUCACAGAGGGUGAAAAUAAUUUACAAACUAAUGAAAACGAUUCAUCAUCACAAAGCAUAGAAGAAAUAUUGUCCAUAAUUCAAGAAGCUAGAAAAGCAGGAGAUGGUCCAAAAGUUAGUGAGCAGUUUGUUGGUGGCAGCAUGGAUCUUGAUGAUUUAGAUGCAGAUGCUGACAUAGAUGACAUUGAAACUAGUGGUGAUUUUGUUUGUGCUUUAUAAAUGAUAAUGUUGAUGUUUGAUAUUCUACCUUAAAAGUUGUUUUAAGAUAACAUGUUUCUUUUUCCAUCAUAUCCUUAACAAUGUAAGGAAUCAAACAACAAACAAACAAAGAAAUGGAAGUUACUUGUCUUGAUCUUAGGUUAA
Vicia villosa (hairy vetch) is the source of this 1418-nucleotide messenger RNA. RefSeq names its product serine/threonine-protein kinase SAPK2. The coding region runs from base 255 to 1274 and encodes 339 amino acids. The transcript has 9 exons. The record is from RefSeq and is a predicted model, not a curated record. Lineage: Eukaryota; Viridiplantae; Streptophyta; Magnoliopsida; Fabales; Fabaceae. Gene Ontology annotation, molecular function: ATP binding; protein serine/threonine kinase activity. Gene Ontology annotation, biological process: protein phosphorylation; intracellular signal transduction.